Molecule: messenger RNA, 2124 nt
Organism: Dioscorea cayenensis subsp. rotundata (Guinea yam)
Lineage: Eukaryota; Viridiplantae; Streptophyta; Magnoliopsida; Dioscoreales; Dioscoreaceae
Product: beta-hexosaminidase 2-like
Exons: 2
Coding region: 325-2061 (578 amino acids)
Biological process (GO): glycosaminoglycan metabolic process; carbohydrate metabolic process
Cellular component (GO): membrane
Molecular function (GO): beta-N-acetylhexosaminidase activity
Source: RefSeq, a predicted model, not a curated record
AAAAUAAAGAAAUUGAAAUACAAUGAUCAAAAUGAAAAAUUUACCCCGUAAAAUCAUUGGUUCUCUCACAAUGAUCAAAACUUUACCAAUGGACCACAAACCCCACUCACUUUUAAUACGUUCCCACACUUGCAUUAAUCCUCAAAAGGAUUUCAUCAAACAAUUGGUCUUCGACUCUCAAAUCUAUUUAAUUAAACACUUCCCCACUUAUGAUUCUCAAAAGCAUUUUAUCAAAGACUUUGCUUUCAAAUCAUUUCAUCAAAAAACCAUAUUUUGAAAUCUUAGAACCAUAAUAUAAAUAAAAAAGAAUACAUACCUUGCUUUAUGGCUGCAAUUCUCAGUGGCAUUUCAUCAAACACCAUGGCAGCGAUGCCGAAGCUCUUCAUCGUCCUCGUCCUCCAGCUCACAAUCUCCUGCAACUCCGAGCAACUCCCCAUCAAUGUCUGGCCAAUCCCAACCUCCAUCUCCUGGCCAUCACCCAAGGCCGCCACCAUCUCCCCGGCGUUCCAAAUCUCCGCCCCUUACCACCACAUGCACCUCCGCACCGCUGUGAAGCGCCACGAAAGCCUCCUCUUUUCCGAGGGCUACCAACCCAUCGUCCCCCCAUCUCUUCCCAUCUCCCCCACCCCUCUCCUCUCCCUCACACUCCACAUCACCGACAUCCUCGCCCCUCUCCAUCACGGUGUUGACGAAUCCUACUCCCUCACCAUCUCCUCCUCCAAUGGCGUCGCCAAUCUCUCCUCCACCACCGUCUGGGGUGCCAUCCGCGGCCUCGAGUCCUUCUCCCAGCUCUCCUGGGGCAGCCCACCGUUGAUCGCCACCGAUCUCUACAUCAACGACCGGCCGUUGUUCCCUCACCGUGGCCUCAUGCUCGACACCUCGAGGAACUUCUACCCCGUGGAGGACAUCAUGCGCACCAUCGCCACCAUGGGUGCGAACAAGCUCAAUGUUUUCCACUGGCACAUCACGGACUCCCAAUCCUUCCCGCUGGUGCUCCCGUCGGAACCCAACCUCGCCGCCGCCGGAUCGUACGGCCCCGACAUGCAGUACUCGCCGGAGGAUGUGAAGAAGAUCGUGGACUUCGCAAUGAGUUAUGGCGUCCGCGUCGUGCCUGAAUUUGAUACCCCUGGGCACUCUCUCUCCUGGGCGGGAGCAUUCCCGGAAAUAGUCACGUGCGCGAAUCAGUUCUGGCUCCCAAACGGGCCCUUCGACAGAGCCCACCGUCUCGGCUCGGGGCCCGGCACGGGCCAGCUCAACCCUCUCCACCCUCGUACGUACGAAGUCCUCCACAACGUCUUCAGCGACUCCGCCUCCCUUUUCCCGGAUCCCUUCUUCCACUCCGGCGCCGACGAGCUCAACCCUUUUUGCUGGUCCUCCGAUCCCUCGAUCCAAUCCUUCCUCUCCUCCGGCCACAACUUAUCCCAACUCCUCCAGCGCUUCAUCUCCGACACCCACCCUUUCCUCAUCUCCCUCAACCGCACCGUCGUCUAUUGGGAGGACAUCCUUCUGGAUUCCACCAUCCAAGUCCCAUCUUCCCUUAUCCCUCCAUCAACCACCAUCCUCCAGACCUGGAACAACGGGAUCAACAACACCAAGCGCCUCGUUGCCGCUGGAUACCGCGUCAUCGUCUCGUCCGCAGAUUUCUACUACUUGGAUUGCGGGCAUGGGGGUUUUGUGGGGAAUUAUAGUGCUUACGAUGCGAUCUCAGAGCAUACAUCAUGGUGUGGGCCGUUUAAGACUUGGGAGAGGAUCUAUGAUUAUGAUAUUGUGGAGGGGUUGAGGGAGAAGGAGAAGGAAUUGGUGAUCGGAGGAGAGGUGGCGCUGUGGUCGGAGCAGGCGGAUGGGACGGUGCUAGACGGGAGGGUGUGGCCAAGGGAAGCAGCGUUGGCGGAGGCGAUGUGGAGUGGGAAUAGGGAUGAGAAGGGGAGGAGGAGGACGUCCAUGGCGACGGAUCGGUUGAUGGAUUGGAGGUAUAGGAUGGUGGGAAGAGGUGUGAGGGCGGAGCCGAUCCAACCUCUCUGGUGUAGAAGGAACCAAGGGAUGUGUAAUAUAAACUUUUGAAAUUUGUGAUUUAAUUCUGGAAUGUUCUUCGCUUUUUGGCGGGAAAAUUAUCUGGUUGUGUUU